Cylicocyclus nassatus is the source of this 320-nucleotide messenger RNA. Lineage: Eukaryota; Metazoa; Nematoda; Chromadorea; Rhabditida; Strongylidae. The record is from the annotation of a GenBank genome assembly.
ACAGAUGAAUCUCGUCAACAAUUUCAGAAAGGAGAAUGGUAAAGUUUGUGCUUACCUUGAUCGUGUUACUCUGCGUGGUGGUUGCCAGUGAGGCUCUUUCAUGCCAACUUGGAGGCAAUCGUCUGUGCUCAGUGUCUUGUGCAAUUCAGGGUCGCAAGAAAGGAGGACACUGUGAGUGGCGUUAUGUCAAAUCUGAAAAACGCUCACGUCAGGUCUGCGUAUGCAAUUAGUGAUGCUCUGCAAACACACUGAGGAUUACGAAUAAAAAGGCUUUGGCAGUGAUGCUUCGUUGACCGAACUUGCUAUCCAUUUAUUCGCCC